UGGUAAAUCAGUCUCUGCCUCAUUACAACAUUUGUUUUUCAAUAAGUUUAGAUAAUAAUUUGUUGCAACCUACAAGAAAAUUGAUCAAUUGCCCUCGCGGUGCUAAUAAACCAAAUCAAAUGGCCCACAAUGCGGCAUUGACCCGCAAGGCGAAGUCCACACGCCUGGAGAAUCCUCCGAUGUCCCAGACAUAUCGACAGCAAGCCAACGAUGUAGGAAUGCCCAAGGAAAAGGUACCGAAGAUGAGUAACAAUCGGCGAAACAAGUCAUCCAAACAGCAGGUGCAGGAUUCACCUACAACACAGUCAAAAGCUGUGGGCCAAAUGAGUCAUUUUGAUCUGACUCGAGCCUCUAAAAAUCCGAUCCGAGCAGCCGGAGGAGGCGGAGCAGCAGCCGUGGCUCCAAAAUACCAAAGCAAGGUUAAUCUAAGCAACCAACAAUCAAAGACCCUACGAACCCCAGUGUUAUCCACAGGAAGAGCUCAAAAACUCACACCCAAAGAGAUCAAGGAGUUCAGGGAAACCGAGGAAUUUAAGAUGCUAAACGAACCCAAAGAAAUCCGAGAACUAAAAGAAGCCAGAGAGUUCAGGGACUUUAAGGAACUCAAGGAGGCCAAAGAACACAAGACACUGCAUGAGCCUAAGGAAUCAAAAGAGCACAAAGAAUCCAAAGAUUCCAGGUUAAGGGGAGCCCCUAAGUCGCCCAAUCUCAGCCAUCGUAAUUCACGGCACAACAGCAAUCGCACCAAGAACUACUUCGACAAAUACCUAAAGUUCGCCUUCGAUCUGAGCACUCCGGAUGGUGUGCAGAAACUUGAGGCCCAUUUCUUUCCCAACCAAUCCUUCGAGCAGGCUCCGAAUACCACUGGCAAUUUAAACUUUAGGCGAGAGGAACCAGUUAAGCCCCAUCUAAAUCAGAUCUAAUACAAUAUCAUAGUCGAUCGAGCCAAAAUUUUCUAGUUUUAAAACAAGAUACUCUUAAUUUGCAGCAACUAUUUAAGAACACUUUAAAAUUGUAUUGAAACCUUGUGAAAAGCAAAUGUUACAGAAGUUAAUAAAUCUGCAUUGUUUACUAAA
Drosophila rhopaloa is the source of this 1076-nucleotide messenger RNA. RefSeq lists its product as uncharacterized. The transcript has a single exon. The record is from RefSeq and is a predicted model, not a curated record. Bases 120 to 923 code for a protein of 267 amino acids. Lineage: Eukaryota; Metazoa; Arthropoda; Insecta; Diptera; Drosophilidae.